This is a messenger RNA of Acanthosepion pharaonis, 795 nucleotides long. The record is from the annotation of a GenBank genome assembly. Lineage: Eukaryota; Metazoa; Mollusca; Cephalopoda; Sepiida; Sepiidae.
AUGUUAUUUUCUAAUCAUAUAUCUCUCUCUCCCCCUCCUUUUCACUCCUUCCCCCUCCUUUUCACUCCUGCCCUCUCUUCCUUCUCUCUCCUGCCCUCUCUUCCUUCUCUCUCCUGCCCUCUCUUCCUUCUCUCUCCUGCCCUCUCUUCCUUCUCUCUCCUACCCUCUCUUCCUUCUCUCUCCUACCCUCUCUUCCUUCUCCUUUUCUCUCCCUCUCUUCCUUCUCCUUUUCUCUCCCUCUCUUCCUUCUCUUUUCUCUCCUCUCUUCCUUCUCCUUUUCUCUCCCUCUCUGCCUUCUCCUUUUCUCUCCCUCUCUUCCUUCUCCUUUUCUCUCCCUCUCUUCCUUCUCCUUUUCUCUCCCUCUCUUCCUUCUCCUUUUCUCUCCCUCUCUUCCUUCUCCUUUUCUCCCCUCUCUUCCUUCUCCUUUUCUCUCCCUCUCUUCCUUCUCCUUUUCUCUCCCUCUCUUCCUUCUCCUUUUCUCUCCUCUCUUCCUUCUCCUUUUCUCUCCUCUCUUCCUUCUCCUUUUCUCUCCUCUCUUCCUUCUCCUUUUCUCUCCCUCUCUUCCUUCUCCUUUUCUCUCCCUCUCUUCCUUCUCCUUUUCUCUCCCUCUCUUCCUUCUCCUUUUCUCUCCCUCUCUUCCUUCUCCUUUUCUCUCCCUCUCUUCCUUCUCCUUUUCUCUCCCUCUCUUCCUUCUCCUUUUCUCUCCCUCUCUUCCUUCUCCUUUUCUCUCUCUUCCUCUAUUUAUCCCUCCCUCCCUCUCCUCUUUCGAAAACAUGGUGGAGUAAUAAUGUCUAG